CCGAGCUGAGAAGCAUCAUGGCCAGCAUCGUGUGGGCUUCCCUGGCUGCUCUCCUCCUGCUGCCUAUGGCCACCGCCAUGCACUCCGACUGCAUCUUCAAGAAGGAGCAAGCCACGUGCCUGGAGAAGAUCCAGAGGGCAAAUGACCUGAUGGGCUUGAACGACUCCUCCCCAGGCUGCCCCGGGAUGUGGGACAACAUCACGUGCUGGAAGCCCGCCCACGUGGGUGAGACAGUCCUCGUCAGCUGCCCCGAACUCUUCCGAAUCUUCCACCCCGACCAAGUCUGGGAGACGGAAACCAUCGGAGAGUUUGGUUUUGCUGACAGUAACUCCUUGGAUCUCUCAGACAUGAGGGUGGUGAGCCGGAAUUGCACGGAGGAUGGGUGGUCGGAGCCAUUCCCGCAUUAUUUCGAUGCUUGUGGGUUUGAUGAGUACGAAUCUGAGCCUGGGGACCAGGAUUAUUACUACCUGUCGGUGAAGGCCCUGUACACAGUUGGCUACAGCACGUCCCUCGUCACCCUCACCACUGCCAUGGUCAUCCUGUGUCGUUUCCGGAAGCUGCACUGCACCCGCAACUUCAUCCACAUGAACCUCUUCGUGUCGUUCAUGCUGAGGGCCAUCUCCGUCUUCAUCAAGGACUGGAUCCUCUAUGCCGAGCAGGACAGCAACCACUGCUUCAUCUCCACUGUGGAAUGCAAGGCUGUGAUGGUUUUCUUCCACUACUGCGUGGUAUCCAACUACUUCUGGCUGUUCAUCGAGGGCCUGUACCUCUUCACCCUGCUGGUGGAGACCUUCUUCCCUGAGAGGAGAUACUUCUACUGGUACAUCAUCAUUGGCUGGGGCACCCCAACUGUGUGUGUGUCCGUGUGGGCUGUGCUCAGGCUCUACUUCGAUGACACAGGCUGCUGGGAUAUGAAUGACAACACGGCUCUGUGGUGGGUGAUCAAAGGCCCUGUGGUUGGCUCCAUAAUGGUUAACUUUGUGCUCUUCGUUGGCAUCAUUGUCAUCCUCGUGCAGAAACUUCAGUCUCCAGACAUGGGGGGUAAUGAGUCCAGCAUCUACUUAACAAAUUUAAGCCUGAGAGUCCCCAAGAAAGCCCGAGAGGAUCCCCUGCCUGUGCCCUCAGACCAGCAUUCACUGCCUUUCCUCAGCUGCGUGCAGAAAUGCUACUGCAAGCCACAGCGGGCUCAGCAGCACUCUUGCAAGAUGUCAGAACUGUCCACCAUCACUCUACGGCUCGCCCGGUCCACGCUGCUGCUCAUCCCGCUGUUUGGAAUUCACUACACGGUCUUUGCCUUCUCCCCAGAGAACGUCAGCAAGAGGGAGAGACUUGUAUUUGAGCUGGGGCUGGGCUCCUUCCAGGGCUUUGUGGUGGCUGUUCUCUACUGUUUUCUGAAUGGGGAGGUGCAGGCGGAGAUCAAGCGGAAGUGGCGGAGCUGGAAGGUGAACCGCUACUUCACCAUGGACUUCAAGCACCGGCACCCGUCCCUGGCCAGCAGCGGGGUGAAUGGGGGCACCCAGCUCUCCAUCCUGAGCAAGAGCAGCUCCCAGAUCCGCAUGUCUGGCCUCCCAGCCGACAACCUGGCCACCUGA
Molecule: messenger RNA, 1592 nt
Organism: Hippopotamus amphibius kiboko
Lineage: Eukaryota; Metazoa; Chordata; Mammalia; Artiodactyla; Hippopotamidae
Gene: ADCYAP1R1
Product: ADCYAP receptor type I
Exons: 17
Coding region: 18-1592 (524 amino acids)
Biological process (GO): adenylate cyclase-modulating G protein-coupled receptor signaling pathway; cell surface receptor signaling pathway
Cellular component (GO): neuron projection; plasma membrane
Molecular function (GO): vasoactive intestinal polypeptide receptor activity; peptide hormone binding; G protein-coupled peptide receptor activity
Source: RefSeq, a predicted model, not a curated record